CUUUUUCGCUAUCAGAGCCCUUCAGGAACUUCGGCCAGCAAGGCUUUCCUGAAGGCCUCUGCAGCCGAUAAUAGAGUUCCGGAUUGAUCUGGAGCUCUGUAAUCAGCUACAGAGGCUUUCAGGAAAGCCUUGCCAGCUGCAGAAGAAAUGGGCCGAGGUGUGCGAGGCCUGGCUGCAACUGUCCAAAGGUAAGCAGUAGGACAGCUCCACCCCCCCAUCCCCUAGCUUAAUUAACCCUACCUUAAUUUUUACCUGUGCACCCUGGAGUGGGCGUGGUUUUAAUUAGGGCUUAUUUUGGGCUCACAUGUAAAAAUCAAGCUAGGACUUACUUUCUGAGUAGUUCGUAUUUUCGGGGAAACACGGUAGUUCAAAUUGACUUUGAUUUUGAACGAUAGAAAGGAAUAAAGAUGUGCAGAACAUUUGAUCUUCAACUGCUCCAGAUAUAAAAUUUCAGGAGUCAUCCUGCUCCUAGUACAAAACUGAAACACUUCUGCAAUGCUUGAAACACCUGUGUUUCACAUUUGAAUGAGACAUUUUGCAAAAUAUGUUAAAAUGGUUUAAUGUUUACUUGUAGAAACACCUGAGGCAUAUGGAUAGAGUUAUGUGUAGAACUUUUAAAUAACUGCUACAGAAACAAGGCCUUCAAGUGUCUUAUAAUUUCUUUUCAUAUGAAGUUCUCACUUUCAAAUGCUAAAUUAAGUAGCGGUCUAUACAUGGGAUUAUGUAUUAUUAAAUACAGUUGAUGACAAAAGCUUCACAAUCAUACAAAGUAUAAAAUGUUAGGCACAGCUUGCCAAUAAUAAAAUUAAUCUUAGAUUGUUUUUCUGAAACUAGGAAAUAUUCACAAAGAAAAUAAUGCUCCAAUAUUUUACUAUAGAGUUAUCAGCUUCUCUAGGGAAUUGCAAUGAUCAGAGAUGUGCAAAGCUUACUGUUCCAGAGAUGAAAUGUUUUAGGAAAUAAGGAAAUUUUUAAAAUUUGAAUUAUCAAUCCAGCUAUUUUUGUGGUGCAUUUCUCUGAAUUGUUGCUUUGAAUAUACAGUAGGAAGUUAUAUAGAGACAUCAGAACUAAUGUUUCUCAUAACUUUAUACUAUUGGUUUAAUUACUUUGAAGACCAUCAUUGCAUGGGAAAGGGUUUAGUUUAUUAUAUUCAUAACAAUAUGAUUAUAUUGUUAUAAGAAACUGUUUCUCACUCUACUUGAGCUAGUUGGCUGUGAAAUCCGUUUUGUAAUUUCAGAACAUGUAAAUAAGUGAGCCCCUGUGGUGUUUUCUUUAACUAAAAUAUGCUGUUAUAAGCUUAUGAAGAAAUAUAAUCUAGAAAAGCACUCUUCAUACUUGAACUAAUAAACUGCCCUUUAGAAACUAAAUUCAAAUUGGAAAACGAGCAGGAAGAUACUAGUUUCAAUUACUUUUUCCAUUUGGGAAAAAAAUGUCAUAGCUUGAGUGGUCAAAAGUAUUUCUUAACUACCGUAGUUUGUUUUACUAUUUAAAUACUGAACUAAUUUAAAAAACUUACAGUAAGUGGAACCUGCAGUAUGUAAUGCUUCUAAUUGGUAUCACUCAGUAUUGGGUUUCAAAUCCCGUCGCUACUGGUUCACUCGUGGACGCUCGCCCACGAUGCACCUGCGCAUGUGCAGAGACGUCCGGGCAAGUGGUCCGCCACUAGUUUGCCCGAUCUGGGGUGAACUGGUAGCAAUCCACCACUGGUAUCACCCAUGCUAUCUCCCAGGACACUCCAUUCACCUUUAUUUCCUCCCUUACCUGUCAGUCGACAUUCUGUGCCCACUCAGCAUGCUUAAAAAAUCCUGGAGCAUUCUCAAGAGCAAUGUUCCUCAACUUUAAGAAAAGUGGACUUCAACUCCCAAUGCUGGUUGGGGAAUUCUGGGAGUUGAAGUUCACUUGUCUUACAGUUGCUAAGGUUGAGAAACACUGCUCUAGAGUGUUUUCCACAACAACAACAAGAAAAGUUACUUUCUAGCUGGGAAUUUCCAGGAUUGGUUUACACACACACAUAUACUAUACACAAGCCUCAAUCCUUUUUGUGGAUUUUUGCACCAAAAAUUGACACUUUUGCUGAAAUUCAUUGUAUCUAGAAAGCAACAAAUUUGAGAAACCUGAUGAGAAGAGUCUUCUGAAUACUCCAGACCAUCAUGAAAUCAGUUUAUUUGAUUGAUGAAUACUCAUUUCAUGUGAUUACUUCUGCUAACAAAAUAUGAUUUUGAGAAAAAAAAUCUGCCAGCUAUUCAAAAAAGCAGAUGCUGCUGUAGAAAUAGGUUUAUGAGAAUGCUAAUAUAUCUAAUUUCCUUCCUUAUGCUAAGUCACACUUCUGGAACACACCUCCCAUUCAGGCAUUCUCAUCCUUCUCUCUCCCCCCCCGCCAUCAAUCUUGCAUAAAAUAAAGUAUAUUAUUCAUAGUUUUCCACUGUAAUUUAUAGGCCAAGUUUGUAAUAUUAGUAACAUGUAAAUAUGAGUUUAAAUAGUCUCCGGGGGAUGGUAGAGGACAGGAAGGCCUGGAGGAAAGUUCUCCAUGGGGUCACAAUGGCUUGGACACAACUUCGCAACUAACAACAAAAAUAUAUAUCUUUCUUUACCUUUUCUUAUAACUGAACAAGGUCAGGCCCAAUGCUGAAGGCCCAAUGCUGAAAGAGGAUUUGUAAGAUUUAGAAAAACAAACACAAGAUCUAUUUUAGAUCUCUUGCCUCUUCCAGUUCUCUGUCCUUGUGUUUUUUUUUAUCCUCCUUUUUUCCAUCUUUUCAUCAAAACCGCCCCAGGAUAUUUGGCUGCUUUGCAGUGAAGGAUAAAAUGGUACUAAUUUAUGGUAUUAAUUUCACAUACGUGUGUGAACCGGGCAGUGGUUCAGGCAGUACUGCGCCAUAAUAUAGGGACCUGCAGUCCAACGCCUUCAACCUCCGGGAGUUUAGGAGAAAUGAGUGAAGACCUGGGCUGAUCUUUACAACGCGGACCGAAGCAGGAGUUUCUUAAGAACUACAUUUCCCAGGCUUCUUUAGAUUUAAGCUUCCGUUCCCUGCCUUAACCGCGCCGGGCUUGGGUUGGAGGUGCUGGAGGGGAGGUUCUGACCUGUUUUUGGAAGGAUGAGAGAUUGAUGUGAUUGCGGGUUUUUACAGAGCUCUCACUUUGUAAUGAAAAUUUAAGCCUUCCAUAUAUUGUGCAUUCUCUCUUCUGUGUUGAUUCCUUCCUCGCUGACAACAUUCACACCGCUCGUCAAUAGCUAAGCAGCCGCAGGGGAAUCUUUUCGAUCGUGGAAAUGAGCUUCAUAUCUUGCUCAGGCAAGGGGAUCGGGGGAACAACGUGGGCAUAUGGGUGGGGUAGUCCAUCUCCCGCUACCGUUUCCUAACGCAGGACUAUAAUUGGGAGAAAACGAAGCGUGGCGUAGGUAUCUGAGCCACGACACGAUCUGAAAGUCUGAAAAGAUUGUCUUUUUCCUCCCGAUACGUGUUUUUUGCAUUUACACGAUUUUGUGUUUAAGUUUAUGCUCUUGAGUCCCACAGCUUGUGCAAUCAUGAUGUUGCUUGAAAUGAUACUGGCUGCUGUUUUGGGGACCAUUAUCUACUUGUUCCUGACUAAGAAAAAGGAGGAAGUUCUACCUAUGGGAGAUGGAUGGUGGGCUGCAGGACAGAAGCCUGACUCUGAAGCAGAUACAACGAUACGUCCUUUUAAAGUGGUCACCUCAGAGGAGGAGAUCAAGGAUUUACAUCAAAGACUUGACAAAGCUAGAUUUGUAGAGCCAUUAGAGGACAGUUAUUUUCAUUAUGGGUUUAAUGGAACUUACCUUAAGAAAAUUGUCUCUUAUUGGAGAAACCAAUUCAACUGGAAGAAACAAGUGGAAAUUCUCAACCAAUUCCCACAAUUCAAAACAAAGAUUGAAGGAAUUGAUGUCCAUUUUCUUCAUAUAAAACCUCCGCACUUGUCUGAAGGGCAGUCUGCUAAGCCUUUAUUGAUGAUCCAUGGUUGGCCUGGCUCAGUGUAUGAAAUGUACAAAAUUAUCCCUCUUUUGACUGACCCUGCAAACCAUGGCCUGAAUGGUGACCAUGUUUUUGAGAUGAUUUGCCCUUCCAUCCCUGGUUUUGGAUUCUCAGAGGCUCCUCACAAAAAAGGCUUUAAUCCUAUGUGUGCUGCCCGUGUCUUCUAUAAGUUAAUGCUGAAAUUGGGCUUUCAUAAAUUCUACAUUCAGGGAGGGGACUAUGGGUCUCUGAUAUGCACAAAUAUGGCUCAGAUUGCUCCACGCCAUGUGAAAGGCAUUCACAUAAAUAUAGUAUUCCUGAGCACUAUCAGCUUCAAGCAGCUACUCUCCAUUCUAUUGGGACAAUAUUUCCCAAAACUAUUUGGCUUCCAGGCAGAAGAAAUUCAAAAGAUCUUUCCUUUCAAAAAAAAAGUGCUCUAUAGAAUUAUUCGAGAGAGUGGCUAUCUCCACCUUCAAGCUACAAAGCCAGACACUGUAGGCUGUGGCUUGUAUGACUCUCCUGUGGGAUUGGCUGCAUAUAUCUUGGAAAAGUUUUCUAGAUGGACUGAUCCCAGUUUUAAAAACCUAGAAGAUGGAGGAUUAGAAAAGAAGUUCACUCUGGAUGACCUUCUCACAAAUAUAAUGAUCUAUUGGGCUUCAGGUUGUGUGGUUUCUUCAAUGCGCUUCUACAAAGAACUUUUUUGGAAAGGUAUUGGCGUAGAAAAACAUGAAACGUUCCCUGUGGAAGUUCCCACAGGAAUUGCCACAUUUCCCAAUGAAGUCUUGUACAUUCCUCGGUCAUGGGUUCAAAAGAAGUAUGUUAACAUCGUUUCAUUCAAUUUCAUGCCUCGAGGAGGUCAUUUUGCAGCUUUUGAGGAACCAGAGCUCCUUGCAGCAGACAUCCUACAGUUUGUAGAUAAAGUAGAAAAAGCCGCCUUUGUCCAAUAAAGAAGAAAGGUUCUGAUUGGGUAAUGGGAAUAGUUUAACCUUCAGUGCAGGAUUAUUGAGAUUAAAUAUGGGAAAAGGUGAUUUGGGUUAAACUAUUACCAAUUAUUCUUAGAAACUUUAUAGCUCUGAUUUUUCUUAUGUUAGUUGAUGAAAACUAAACUCAAGAUAAACUGCUCCAAACUCGAUUGCAAAAAAUACGACUUCAGCAACAGAGUGGUCAACGCCUGGAAUGCUCUACCCGACUUUGUUGUUACAGCCUCAAAUCCUCACAGCUUCAACCUCAAGCGGUCUACCAUGGACCUCACCCCAUUCCUAAGAGGUACAUAAAGGGGGCAUGCAUAAGCGCACCUGCGUGCCUACCGUCCCUGUCCUACUGACCCCAUUUAUCUGUACUUACUUCCUUUGUUUAUGUUUAUGUUUGUACCUAUACCUGCUAUCUUGUACAUGUUUGACAAAUAAAUAAAUAAAUAAAUAUUCCCUCUUUUUAAAAAACUCUUGAAACAGUGGGGUGAUAACACUGGCCUAUCUUACAAUACCUUACUCAGAUAAUAUAGAUGGUGCUCACUGGAUAUGCAAACUGCAGCAUUCCAGGAGCACAUAAUCUAUUUCAGGCUGAGCAAAGGUAUUGAGGGGUAUCAAAAAAUAUCAAGAUGGCAAGCAUGACCAUGCAAUCAAAAUCCCAUUGCUUUUUAAUGCAUGUGUGAUGCACGUUAAGGGCCAAGUCUUUGACUGUGCAGUCACACCUGCCAUUUUGACUUCUUUGAGCUCUCUUUGGAUGCCCCUGCUCUAAGUUAUACUUAAUGGCCUGUCUGGACUGUGCUUUAAAAAAAUAAGCAGGGGCAAAGUCAUUGAAUUUAAAACUUUAUGUAAAUAAAUAAAACACAGUUAAUAUAAUUAUUUCUCCUAUAAUUCCUAAUAAUUUCUCUUUUGUCACAUUAAUAAAUCAUAAUUUAGCUGGACCUGUUAAAAGGGAUUGCAUGAUUUACAGCCUUGCUUUGCAUGAAAUACUAAGAACAAUUAUUAAGGUUGUUAAACCAAUUGUCUGAUACUUUUGUCAGUUACUUAAUGUGCCUCCCAGCUGAUAAACUGAAGGCAUGAAAGACCGAUGGAAUAACUCUCAUGUCCUCAGCUUUGAUUUAAUGAUUCUGUGCUUUGUCAAAAAUUAUAUGAACUGAAAGCCAACAAGUCAAGCUUGUGCAUUUUUGAAGGCAUAUAAAAUCAAUCUUAUGGUCCACAGUUUCAGUUCUGGCCCCAGAGUAAAUUAUACAAAUGAAUGUAAAUUGUGUUUACUGACUUUGGGGGAUAAAUUACAUCACUUUGGAACACUUCUGACCAUCAAGAGAAGGUUUUCAAUGGUUAUUUUAAAAAUUAUAUCAUGGAAGAGGGCAACGACAAACCACUUGUUACCAAGAUAAUUGAAGCCUGAUGUCACCAGGAGCUGAGGUUUUUUUAAAAAAAAACAGUCAAAGAUAGAGGCAGUGAAGAAUAAGCUUAGUAGAGAAUGGAGGAACUAAAAUGGUGGUUGUAGGGAUGGAGUAGUGGAAUUGUACAGAACUCAAAGCUUUAACAAUAUUUUUCAAUCUCAAACCACAUCUUCUAGAACUUCUGUCUUGCUUCUGUACAAAGUUAGCACUCACCCCUCUCCUAGAAGAAUGAAAUAUUUUGAGAAAUAUUUAAAAAGGCAGAAUAUUAUAUAUCCCUAAAGGAGAAACAUACUCUUGGAAAGCAGCCCUCACCUGUCUUAAUAGCCCCAGCAGGAUUAGGAAAGCCUAUCUACAAAACAAAAGACCUUUAGCUCCAGGGUGAUGGGAUUAAGACAUGACUCUCCAGGACAUAAUAGGAUUAUCAAGCAGCAGGGCUCACUGCAUUGCAAAAUCUCCUAAGGACAUUGCAUCAGCCCAAGCUUCAACGAAACUUAUCUCAGACAAACUCCUAGGAUUUGCACAUGGCCCCAUGGGAGUCUGACAACAGCCAAUAGAAUACAUAUUCUUGCACAGUAACAGGAAGCUCAAGAGCAAGGUCCAAGAGAAGGUAUCACACAUGCUUGGUGGUUCUGUUUCUUCAAUAAAUGGACCCUCUUUCCAAUCAGCCUCCAGCCUCCAUUUUGUCUCCAGUGUCUUUUUCCCAGCUUGGAACUGAACCAAAUGGAUAUUUCUUCCAACACUUGUGAACAGAGAUCAAAAGCUACCCAAGUAUUUCUAAUUUUAUGUUAAUUGAUGAGUGCUUCUCACACUGUUCACACAUGUAUCUUUUUUUUUAGAAUUCAAUUCUUUUACAGAGCAUCUCUGAUUUAUGCUAUUUGGUCAUCAAAUGUAGCCAAUACAGACUUGAAUCUCAUUUAUUUUUCACUAGCCAGGAGCAUUUCCUGAUUACAAUUCCACUCAGUAAGCUCCCCAGUGGAAAAGUGUAUCUUACUAGCACCUUCAUAAAUUCCCAAAAGUUCUUCAAACAAUAAAGCAGAUUUGGUGGUAAUAUAGGGAAUUGAAGGAUGAGGGAAGAAUCAGUGCAGGCCACUGUGUUAUUAUGGUUAGAGUGUAUAUUGAAAUAUACUAGAUGAAACAAAGAAACAGCAGAAGAAGCUAUCAGUCUCCAAGCAAGUUUUGUUAGUUUCCUGAAUGCAUUUGUUCCUUUCUGACAGUUAAAAAAGAAAAUUUCUGUCAUCUAAAUACAUAAUUAAAAUUCACUCUAGAGAUUGGGAAAAAUUAAGAUAAUAUUUGUCUUCAAACUUAUACCCUUUGCCAAUUUAAAAGUUUCAGGUUUAUAAAUUGCUAAAAAUCAUGGAAUUUAAAGAUAGAAUAUUUUAUACAGUUAUGCUUUAAUAAUAAAUGCCAAUUUUUUGGCUAAUGAGAUUUUGCAAAUGUAAUAGUUGCAUUCCUUCAUAAAAUAUGUAGCUAAUUGAGUAAAUCCAAUUGAAAUAUUCAGAAUAUAGUGUAUGUCUACUUUUUUAAAAUAGAAAAUGAAUCUCAUAAACCUUUUUAUAAAACAAGAGGGUCCCUUGAAAAUCUUAAAUAUUUCAGGAAGGAUAGUGUGGGUUUGAUCUUCAUAAAUCUUAUUACAACAUUCUGUGCAAUUGAAUUCCUUUUAAAACAAUUUCAAUAAAUCAUCAAGAAUUAACUAUGGACAAUAAUUCAUAGAUGGCUUAUUCAAUUAAAAUUGAAUUAUAUUAACUGUCAUUUUUUAAAGAUAUGCGAGGGUUAAACAAAUUGGUCCAUAUUACCAACUUUAGUAGCAAAGCUCAAAAGGCAGUGUUUUAAGUGGAAAGAUUUUGAAGAAAUUAAGAGAUUGCCCAACAAUAUUUUCUUCAAUGAAUUCUAUGUUCAGAUUCCCUAUGCAUAUAAAUUGAUGUAACACAAGAAAUUGAUUCAGUUCUUGCUGUUAGCUGUUUGGAUGUUAUAGAAAACACUGGAAAUAUAAAGUUAAUCUUUCACUAAAUAUCACUAAAGUGCUAUUCAAAAGUGAGCAAAAACCUGUUUUCUGUGGGUAGAAAAAUUAACACAAUAAAAUAAUGAACUUUCAAUGCAGGUUAAAUAUAGCAAAAUAUUAUUGCAAUAUUAAUAAUGUUUUCCCUAUAAGAUUAAUGCUGGAUGUUUAGAUGUUAUUUUGAAUCAACAAAAAUAAUGAGCAAGUACUUUGUAUUUUGAAGACAUACAAAGAUAUACAUUCAUGUAUAUCUAUUCCCAACUAUUAUACGAUGAUAUUUCCCUGUAGCUUUGCGUUCUUAUUCUUUUUUAUUUCCAAAUUCUGAAUUUUGUUUUCUAAAAAUGAAAUAUCUUUCAUUCCAUUUUGUGCCACAAGUUUGUGAUGAUAAAAUGGUGUGGGGGGGGGGGAUUUGAAUGAUUGUGUGUAAUUGUUUGCAGUGUUUAAGCCUGAUAUAGCUUCUUCAAAUCAUAUGCUAGCCAAAUUCAGAGAAGUCUUUCCGUUCAAAAGCUCAAGAGAGAUCAAGGUGAAUUUCUACAGAUCUUGAUGAGAUAAAAAAUGAGAGAGAUUUGUGCAGAUUUUACACUGUUCAAUGGGGUGCUCUAGUAAACUGUAAUGAUGCCAGAAAUGACAUGCAAAAAUAACAGCUAAUCUGGUGUUGAUCUAAAGAAGAUUUUAAUGGAAAAUUCUGACAGCCAAAGAUCCUAACUAGCACUGUUGUGCAUUUCAUUUCAGUUGCAUCUGUGUAUGUGUUCAUGAAGCAGACUAAACAAAAAGACAGGUGUUAAAAUAGAGAGGAGGAACUUCCCCUGGGUUAGCCCAUUCUCUCCUCCUCCUCACGAUUCAAAGAGUGAGGAUGAAAUAUUUCAAGAAGUAGCAUCUUGUGUGCCAUAGAUAAGUGGUGUUGAGGAUUAUCCUACAAACUCAGGGAUGUUAAGGUGUCAGGUUUCUAUUUUUCAUCUUCAAUGUUUUAUAUUUUUAUAUAUCUUGGUUAUAGGACCUUGUGAGUCACAGCCAAACAGCCAAAGGAGGAAGAUUUUGAAUUCUGUUAUUUUCAGAGGUUAAUAUUUCUGUUGUUUCAGACACUGUUAUAAAUAUAUGAUUUUAGUAUAAUCAUCCUGUAUCACAGAAUAAUGGGGUUGUUGGAGGUGCUUUUUGAUGAAUGAAAGGCGGUUUUAUAUGUGAAUAAAUGUAAAUAAAUCUUAUUUAUGUGUAUUGGGGGGCAACUCAAAAUCUGGAGUUUGUUUGUUCUUAAAGGAACAAUGAAUACAUGCAUAUGGCAAUAAAUGUAAUUCCUAAAAAUAAAGGAAAAUAAACUCUAGAAGGCAGUAGGCAUUUUUAAAAUGGUAACGCUUUCAGGAAAGCUGGUGGGGAGGUUAAAAACAUCAAGAUGGCAUCUGUGAUUAAAGUCCCACUACAGCUCUGCUAUAAAAUCUUUUAAGUUCUUAGCAGCAUUUUUUUUAAAGGAAUGUGUAUUAUUUUGGUGAAAGUAAAGUCAUUUCAUGACUUUAUUCCAGUCCCAAAGUUUUGUAGUUAGGGUUGGGAAAAAUACCUGAGCCUCUGCCACCAAUGGUGAUAAUACUGAGUUAAAUGAAUUAAUGAACACGUUUAAUAUCAAAUAGUAUCCUGUAUGUGUCAUUUCUCCUAUAGUCUUCCCACUGUUCUAUCAUAAUGGCUGAUAUGACAAAUUAAUAAAGCAAUAGAUUCUGAUUA
Messenger RNA from Pantherophis guttatus, 10036 nucleotides. It is a transcript of the gene EPHX1, whose product is annotated as epoxide hydrolase 1. The record is from RefSeq and is a predicted model, not a curated record. Gene Ontology annotation, molecular function: epoxide hydrolase activity. Gene Ontology annotation, biological process: epoxide metabolic process. NCBI's taxonomy places the organism in Eukaryota, Metazoa, Chordata, Lepidosauria, Squamata, Colubridae.